This is a messenger RNA of Aspergillus oryzae RIB40, 1020 nucleotides long. RefSeq lists its product as uncharacterized. The record is from RefSeq and is a predicted model, not a curated record. The coding region runs from base 1 to 1020 and encodes 339 amino acids. Lineage: Eukaryota; Fungi; Ascomycota; Eurotiomycetes; Eurotiales; Aspergillaceae. The transcript has 3 exons.
AUGAGUGGGAUUAAGGGAGUAUUCAAGGAGGGCUGGCACCCCAAGGGCAAAGAAGGGCAAAAGGAGAGUUGGCGGGGUGACUUUAAAGGCAUUAACCAAGUGGCCGGAUGGAUGGGGAAAGGCAAAGACAAGGAUAGCGAGCGUGAGGAACAUGUUUCGAGGCCGCUCUCGUCGCUCAAAGACCCAGCGGCUUUUGGGCCACCACCGAAGCAUAUUAAAUAUCACGGCGCUGCUGCUGUCCCGAACCAGACAACACCAGACCGGAGGGGCCUAGGUGGCCCCUUAUCGCAAGAGCAGAUUCGCCAACAGGAUACUCGCCAACAACAAGAGCAAGCGGAAGCUGAAGCAGCAGUCCAGAAACCAGCACUCCCUCCGUUACCGUACCGUGCAAACCGGACAGGCGUAGACCCGAGUACCCUCCCCCCUCCCCCCGUCAGACGCACGGGGUCGCCAGCAGAUUCUGCAGCUUCCGGAACUAAGCCCAGCAUCCCACCCCGGAUUCCUCCACGGACCAAUUCCACACCGCAGUCCCAUUCACCUACUCCUCCUCCUGCAUACUCUCCUCAUUCUAGCACAGAACAGGCAUCUGAUGGCUACCUGAAUCAAGGGGCUACAUCCCGCCUUGCUCAGGCGGGAGUUUCCGUUCCCUCUCUGGGAAUCGGAAACCGUGGCGAUUCACCAAGGUCUGCGUCCCCAGCUACGGGUGGGUCAAUCGGUCAAGCUCCGGUCAGUGAGCUGCAAACGCGCUUCUCCCAGAUGAGGACCAAUUCCGACAGUUCGUCUCGACCUCCUCCCCCGCCGGCCCGGGGAAGCCUAUAUGGACCUUCGGACCAAGCGCCACCGCCCGUGCCUCCUCAGCCCAAUCUGAGCCGUUCCAACUCUAGCGUUGACACUGAGUCCAUCAGCCAAAAGAAGGCGCCACCACCACCUCCCCCAAAGAAGUCAGGGAUGCGAUCUACACCGGUGAAUGCACCGUCCCCUACACCUCCUCCGGUACCACUUGGUACGAAACCACGUUGA